AUAGUGGCUCCCUCAUGCUCCACCAAUCAGCUGAUCUAAAAUCUACGGAUAGUUAAGAAUUGAGGUUAUAGCAAACUAAACAUGUAGGAACGUAGAUAAAUAAACAACGAACCCAUACAAACGUUUUACAUAUUAUAUUUAGGAAAUUGAUAGAUUCAUUUAUUUAUAGUUUACUUGUGUAUUUAAAAAUUUUUAUUUAUUAUUUGUUUAUUUUUUAAUUAGUGUUCAAUUUAAUUGAAAGUAGAAAGAAAAAAUUAGUGGAAAGUGAAUGCUGGAAAAUAUAACAAAUUAAAUAAUAAAUUUUAAUUUACAAUGUCAAAAAGGAAGUAUUCCAGACAAGAGAAGAGCAGUGAUUCGGAGUCAGAUGAUAAUUAUGUUCCGUAUGUUCCAGUGAAGGAACGUAAAAAACAACAGCUUAUGAAAUUAGGACGACUAGGAAUAUUAAAAGAAGAAGGUGCAAUAGGAGUUAUUGGAAAAAGUAGCAGUGAGAAUGAAAAAGACGAAGGAGAUGAGGAAGAUGAUGGUCAGGUCUGGGGUAGAAAGUCCAAUAUUUCUCUUCUGGAUCAACAUACAGAGCUGAAAAAAUUAGCUGAAGCUAAGAAAGAAAGUGCACUGGAAAAACAGUUGAAGGAAGAAGAAAAAAUUCUUGAAAGUGUCGCUGAAAACAAAGCUUUGAUGGGUGUUGCUGAGUUGGCCAAAGGAAUACAAUAUGAAGAUCCAAUAAAAACAAGCUGGCGACCACCGAGAGCAGUACUUGCUUUAGGCGAAGCUCGACAUGAAAGAAUACGAAGAAAAUUACGGAUUUUAGUUGAAGGAAAUGACGUCCCACCACCACUGUGUAGUUUCAAAGAGAUGAAAUUUCACCGUGGCAUAAUUAAAGGUUUAGAACACAAAGGCAUUGUAAAACCUACUCCUAUUCAAGUACAGGGAAUUCCGACAGUUUUGUCCGGUCGUGAUAUGAUUGGAAUUGCGUUUACUGGUAGCGGUAAAACUUUAGUAUUUGUAUUGCCUCUAAUAAUGUUUUGCCUUGAGCAAGAAGUAGGAAUGCCGUUUAUACGCAACGAAGGUCCCUACGGAUUGAUAAUUUGUCCUUCAAGAGAAUUGGCCAAGCAAACGUUCGACAUUAUUCAGUAUUACACCAACAGCUUAAGGUCAGAAAAUUGUCCAGAAAUUCGGAGUUGUCUUGCUAUUGGUGGUGUUCCAGUCUCAGAGUCUCUUGAAGUAAUAAAUAGAGGUGUUCAUAUUAUGGUUGCAACACCAGGGCGAUUAAUGGACAUGUUGGAUAAAAAAAUGGUUAAAUUAAGUUCAUGUCGUUAUCUUUGUAUGGACGAGGCAGAUCGAAUGAUUGACAUGGGCUUCGAAGAGGAUGUUAGGACGAUAUUUUCAUUUUUCCGUGGUCAGCGUGAGACUCUUCUGUUCUCCGCAACGAUGCCCAAAAAAAUUCAAAAUUUUGCGCGGUCUGCUUUGGUAAAACCGGUGACGAUAAAUGUUGGUCGUGCUGGUGCAGCAUCAAUAAACGUAACCCAGGAAGUAGAAUAUGUGAAGCAAGAGGCGAAAAUUGUUUACUUAUUAGAAUGUCUUCAGAAAACACCGCCGCCGGUACUAAUUUUUGCUGAAAAGAAACAAGAUGUUGAUGCAAUUCAUGAGUAUCUUUUAUUGAAAGGCGUCGAGGCCGUAGCUAUUCAUGGUGGUAAAGACCAAGAAGAACGAUCAAGAUCUGUUGAAGCAUUUAGAGCUAAACACAAGGAUGUUCUUGUUGCUACAGAUGUUGCUUCCAAGGGUUUAGAUUUUGCUGAUGUCCAACACGUAAUCAAUUAUGACAUGCCAGAUGAUGUUGAAAAUUAUGUACAUAGAAUUGGAAGAACUGGACGUUCUGGUAAAAGAGGAAUCGCUACUACGUUUAUUAACAAAUCUAACGAUGAGUCUGUGUUGUUGGAUCUUAAACAUUUGUUGAUGGAAGCGAAACAAAAUGUACCGGCAUUUCUUUUGGAACUUUGCUCUGAAAAUGAGAAGUAUCUUAAUCUUGGAAAUGAAAAAGGAUGCAGCUACUGUGGUGGUCUUGGUCAUAGAAUCACUGAAUGUCCUAAGUUGGAAGCUAUUCAAAAUAAACAAGCAUCGAAUAUUGGUCGACGUGAUUACUUAGCUAGCAAUGCGGCUGAUUAUUAAGUAAUAUUAAUUUUUAUACACUGAAUGAUUUAUUAAUAAUUAACGAAUUGGAAUAUAUUUAGACUUAAGUAAAUUUUGUGAAUAGGCUACGAAAAAAUUAUGAAAAUAAAAUAAUUUAUGAUAAAAAUGAA
Molecule: messenger RNA, 2297 nt
Organism: Cotesia glomerata
Lineage: Eukaryota; Metazoa; Arthropoda; Insecta; Hymenoptera; Braconidae
Gene: abs
Product: ATP-dependent RNA helicase abstrakt
Exons: 2
Coding region: 313-2166 (617 amino acids)
Biological process (GO): mRNA splicing, via spliceosome
Cellular component (GO): spliceosomal complex
Molecular function (GO): RNA helicase activity; RNA binding; ATP binding
Source: RefSeq, a predicted model, not a curated record